GCAGAUGGUCAGCUGAAGUGCUUCGGGGGCAACUAUGGACGCCAAUGCCAGGUUCCGGCUGACCUGGGGCCCGUGCUGGCGGUGGCAGCGGGACACUUCCACACCUGUGCACUUAAGGCAGAUGGACAGGUCGUCUGUUGGGGCAGCAACAUCUACGGUCAGUGCAAGGUUCCCCGAGGCCUCGCAGCCGCGACCGCUGUGGCAGCCGGUGUGAAUCACUCCUGUGUGAUCCUGUCAGACGGCACCCUUGUGUGCUUUGGGAACAACCGUGCUGGUCAGUGUGAUGUUCCACCAGAUCUCGGCCCUGUUGCUGCGGUGGCUGCCGGCCUUUAUCACACCUGCGCCUUGAAGGCAGACGGCCAGGUCGUGUGCUUCGGAGGCUUCGGGGAUCGCUGCUGCGAUGUUCCACCCGAGCUGGGCCCAGUCGUUGCCAUUGCUGCGGGCGAGCUCCACACCUGCGCCUUGCAGGCCGACGGACAGCUCGUCUGCUUCGGCUGCAACCUCCACGGCCAGUGCGACGUUCCGAACAAACUGGGCCCGGUCCGUGCGGUGGCCGCCGGCGGAGCGCAGACGUGUGCAGUGAAGACCAACGGCGAAGUGGUCUGCUUCGGCUACAAUCGCUACGGCCAGUGCAGCGUACCGCCAGAUUUGGACACUGCUGUGUCCGUGGCCGUGGGCGAGGGCCAUGUUUGCGUCCUUCAGCAAGACGGUCGGGUGAGCUGUUUCGGGUGCAACCUCGAGGGCCAGUGCGAGGUCGUGCAUCCCGCUGCAAAGUACCACUUCGACCCGAGCUCGCUUCUCCGCGCGCCCUGGGAGCUCUUUGGAGCCAUGAGUACAUUGGGCUGCCUUGCUUGUCUCGGCUGA
Symbiodinium necroappetens is the source of this 864-nucleotide messenger RNA. NCBI's taxonomy places the organism in Eukaryota, Dinophyceae, Suessiales, Symbiodiniaceae. The record is from the annotation of a GenBank genome assembly.